Messenger RNA from Uloborus diversus, 3033 nucleotides. RefSeq names its product translocation protein SEC63 homolog (gene Sec63). Gene Ontology annotation, cellular component: Sec62/Sec63 complex. The coding region runs from base 104 to 2431 and encodes 775 amino acids. Gene Ontology annotation, biological process: post-translational protein targeting to endoplasmic reticulum membrane; SRP-dependent cotranslational protein targeting to membrane. NCBI's taxonomy places the organism in Eukaryota, Metazoa, Arthropoda, Arachnida, Araneae, Uloboridae. The transcript is spliced from 18 exons. The record is from RefSeq and is a predicted model, not a curated record. Gene Ontology annotation, molecular function: transmembrane protein transporter activity; RNA binding.
CACAGCAGCUCGAACGAAAAGAAAGGCAAGCUGCUGAUUUCUGUAGUAAACUGAAAAGCAAUGUUCGCUCUGUAGCGCAUGACAAACGAAUGGUGUGUACAGUAUGGCUGGAGCUAAGUUUCAGUACGAUGAGAGUGGAAGUACAUUCUUUUACUUUUUACUGUCUUUUGAAGCUUUAGUUGUCAUUCCUUGCACCUAUUAUUUUUGGCCCAGAGCAUCCGGAAAACCGGAGCAGAAACGUGACAAAACCCUCUGUCAUUGUGAAAACUGCAGCAUAAAAAACAGUCGUUUACGUUCCCGGGAGCCAUGGAGGAAAGCCAAGCAACGUUUCAUAAAAUUUCUACUACUGAUUGGUUGGACUGCUUUCUUUCUGACAGCUUACAAAGUGGCUCAUUUACAACAUGAUUAUGUAGCUUACGACCCAUUUGAAAUUUUACAAAUAGACCCGGCCUCAUCCAUGGCUGAAAUCAAAAAAGCUUACAGGCGUUUAAGUUUAAUAUAUCACCCUGACAAAGAAACAGGAGAUGAAAAACAAUUUAUGAUGAUAGCAAAAGCUUAUGCUGCCUUAACUGAUGAAGAAGCAAGAAAGAAUUUUGAAGUGUACGGCAAUCCUGAUGGACCUGGAGCAACAUCAUUUGGAAUUGCGCUGCCUUCUUGGAUUGUGGAGAAAGAAAACUCUGUUUGGGUUCUUGGAUUGUAUGCCCUUGUUUUUAUGGUGGCUUUGCCAGUUGCAGUGGGUAUCUGGUGGUAUCGUUCAGUGAAGUUUGGCGGUGAUCAAGUUCUCUUAGAUACAACUCAAUUAUAUUACUAUUUUAUUUAUAAAACUCCACAUAUGAUAUAUAAAAGAGUGAUUAUGAUUCUGGCAGCCUCUUUAGAGUUUGAGAAAAGCCACAACGGAGAAGUCGUGGAGCGUCCCAGUGACAACGUCGAGGUGCCACAACUCAUUAAAGACCUUCCCAACUUGGGAGAAAAGAAUAAAGAGAAACCACUUUGCUUCGGGUACAGCAUCAAGGCUAGAGCAUUGAUUCAUGCGCAUCUGUCCAGAAUGAAGCUUCCACCUAAUACACUGGAUGAAGAUCGUUUGUAUAUUGUGAAAAAGUGCCCCUACCUAUUACAGGAAUUCGUCCAGUGUGCCUCACAGUUAACAAUGUUAGCCUUGACUGGCAGAAUUUCCCGCAUGCCCAAUCUGGACACGAUGGAAAAUGCCAUGAAAUUGUGUCCUUGCAUUGUGCAGGCUCUGUGGGACAAUAAGAGCCCUCUUUUGCAGCUGCCCCACAUCACAGAAGAUAUGUUGAGGCAUUUCACCACCAGGAAGCGCAAUAUCCGCAGCAUUCGAAACUUGGCGGCCAUGAAGGCUGAUGACCGUCGGGCAAUGCUCCGUAGCCUAAAUGAUGACCAGUAUGACGAUGUCAUGAAUGUCAUUGCAAAAAUGCCUGCAGUAGAAGUAGAAGUAAAAUCUGAAGUGCUGGAUGACGAAGAUUCCUGUACAAUUACUGCAUGUGCGAUCGUCACGGUGACUGCCACUCUCUAUCGGCGGAACAUGUCAUCCCUGUUCGAUCAAGAGCCCAGUCACGAAGUUGAGGCAUCUGAAGAAACUAUUGAAGAUGAGCUUACCACGGCGUUGACGAGCGAGGCUUCUCCGAAAACUAAAAAGCCAAAAGUAUGGGAGAAGCAGAAGAAAAAGAAAGGUAAAGGUGGCAAAGUGAAAAAGAAAGCUACAGCUUCUACUAUGUCCAAGGCAACUAUACCCACCAAAAAGACUGCGAACGGUGUCCCUCCGAACAAUGGAAUUUUACCUCAAGUCAAAGUAGAAGAGAAGUCUAAGCCUGGCAAGGAAGUGGCCAGGGAUUCUGACGAGAGCGCAGUGGGCGAGAGCGAUUCAGAGUCAGAUAAUGGAUCUAGUCGCUCAGGAUCGGAAGAAAGGAGGGAGGAGAGGAGUCGAGAAGAGGAGAGGAAUGACAGAGUGGAGGAGGAUGGAGAGGAUGCGGAAUGGGAGCGCUUCCAAGAUCGGGUGACCAAGAAGGAGAAAGUCCUGGAGACCAAAUCGAAGAGAUCACACACUGUGCAUUGCCCUUAUUUUCCAGAGGAUAAGCAGGAGUAUUGGUGGUGCUAUUUGGCUGACAAGAAGAGGCAUGCCCUCAUCACCAUUCCAUAUUUGGUUACGAAUCUAGUUGAUACUGAGGAGGUAGAACUCAAGUUCACUGCUCCUCCUCGACCAGGGAUGUAUACUUAUUCUGUCAUCGUCAGGAGUGACUCUUACAUUGAUUUUGAUGUCAUCAAAACGAUAAAACUGGAUGUGAAGGAAGCGAAGGAAAUCGAUCUGACAAAAGUACAGUGGGAUGUCUCCGAAGAAGAGGAGGAGAAGGAUGAAGAAGAGAGCGCUGUAGAAGACUCCGAUCUUGCCUCAGACGAUGACUUAGAUGAUGAGUGAUGAGCGCUGGAAGCUUAACCUUCUUUUAUAAAACAAAUUCAUAAUAAUGAGCUCGGGACUUGCUGGGCAGCCCGAGAAUUAAAGGAGCGAAAAUACUAAAUUUGGAUUUGUUUUCCUGAAAGAGAACAUCAUAUAACUCACAUUUGGAGGCUUUUAUGUUUGGACUGUAUAAAAUAUUUUUAUUGGAAGAAAAUUUCUUAAUGUACUGACUAAUUUAUUGAAGCCUGAGCAUAUUUUCUAUUGUAUAUAAUGACACUAAAAAUUUAAAAGAUUUUCAAGUUUUGUAAAUUAUAAUUGUGUUAUGGAAAAGAUUAUACUAUAAGGUUCUUUUAUGGCUUUGCCUUCAAACAGAGUAUCCAAUUAAAGAUUUUGCUGUGAAUAUCUCUCAUCUUUGUUAAAAGCAAUAUUUAUAUCAAUUUUAGGGAUCUUGAAUGUGCUAAUAAAUGUUCGUUUCAGGGGGGGGGGGUGUUAUUAAGAUUAAAAGAGCAAUUGGAUUGAAAAUGUGCAUUUUGUAAAUCACCAAAAAAAAAAAACCUCAAGUACUGGGAUCUUUGUAUUAUACAAUGCUGGAAAUAUGGAAUAUAAUAAAGUUAUUUUCUAUG